Crotalus tigris (Tiger rattlesnake) is the source of this 3947-nucleotide messenger RNA. It is a transcript of the gene CMTR2, whose product is annotated as cap methyltransferase 2. NCBI's taxonomy places the organism in Eukaryota, Metazoa, Chordata, Lepidosauria, Squamata, Viperidae. Gene Ontology annotation, molecular function: methyltransferase cap1 activity. The transcript has 3 exons. Gene Ontology annotation, cellular component: cytoplasm; nucleus. Gene Ontology annotation, biological process: 7-methylguanosine mRNA capping. Bases 203 to 2497 code for a protein of 764 amino acids. The record is from RefSeq and is a predicted model, not a curated record.
AGUCUCCUUGAGGUGCGCAUGCGUUCAAAGACGCUCUCUGAAUAACUCGGGAACUGAACAGGCGGAAGUGCGCAUGUGUAUCAGUUGGACGAUGUUUCAUUCCAGGCGUGAUUGUAGAACUUGGACUUAUCUACAGCAUUUGCAACCAGAUUCGGAACAGUAAUCAAUGCAUUCCUUCUAACAGAUUUUCCUGGAUCUGAAAAUGAACAGACAGAAGGCCACGUAUGAUGAGCAGUUUAUAAAUUUUGACCAGUUUGGCACAGAUAUCCAUGCUGAAAUUGAAAAACUGUUCCAGAAGACUUUUUUGUAUACCAAACCAGCCAACAAUGAAUGGCAGUUGCCUGAUCCCAGCCAGGUUUUUACCUCCAAUCACGAAGCAUUCAGUUCUCUUGAGGCUCUCAAGGAUUCCUUGAACGAAGUCAAGAACAAACUUAGUGAUAAGCAACUGGAUGAGUGGCAUCAGCACACCUCCUUCACCAACAAAGCAGGGAAAGUUAUUGCCCACGUCAAGAAGUUGGUCAAUGCUGAGUUGUGCACUCAGGCUUGGUGCAAAUUCCACGAGGUCGUUUGCAGUUUUCCUCUUCUCCCGAGCGACGCGCUACAAAAUGGCGAACUCAACUCAGUUCAUCUGUGUGAGGCCCCUGGCGCCUUUAUAGCCAGCCUCAACCAUUAUCUGAAGUCUCACCGUAUCCCUUGUGAUUGGAACUGGGUCGCCAAUACCUUGAAUCCCUAUCAUGAAGCAAACGAUACCCUUAUGAUGAUUAUGGAUGACCGGCUUAUUGCCAAUACUUUGCCCUGGUGGUAUUUUGGCCCAGAGAAUACCGGAGAUGUCACGAGUCUGAAUCACCUCACGGGGUUGCAGCAUUUCAUAAGCAACAUGGCCACCGUUCAUUUGGUCACCUCGGAUGGGAGUUUUGAUUGCCAGGGCAACCCAGGUGAGCAAGAGAUGUUAGUUUCUCCGUUGCAUUACUGUGAAACUGUCACUGCUCUAAUGACUUUGGGUCAUGGAGGCUCCUUUGUUCUGAAGAUGUUCACCUUGUUUGAACACAGUUCAGUUAAUUUGCUAUUUCUCCUCAAUUGUUCCUUUGAGGAGGUUCAUGUUUUUAAACCUGCUACGAGUAAAGCAGGGAACUCUGAGGUCUAUGUGGUUUGCCUGCGCUAUUUGGGCCGGGAGGCCAUUCACUUCGUCCUAUCUAAGAUGCUGCAGAACUUUGGGUCAGAACUGGUGACAAAAGCUCUAUUUCCCCAGCACUUAAUUCCAGAGUCGUUUCUCAAGGUCCAUGAAGAAUGCUGUUUAUUCUUUCACAAGCACCAAACAGAGACGAUUUCAGAAAACCUCCGACUCUUUGACUAUAUGGACGAGGCGGAACAGGCCAGAUUAAACGCUCUGCGGGACUGCUGUGUCAAAUAUUUCUUGCAGAGGUUCCAAUUAAAACCUAUUUCCCGAAAUAACUGGCUAGUGAAGAAGCCUCACGCUGGCUAUAGCAUGAAUUCCAAAUGGUUUGGACAGAGGAACAAGUAUUUCUGCACCUACAACGAGAGAAAACUGCUGGAAUCCCUGUCUUGGGAAGACAAGAUAGUAAAAGGAUGCCUUAACCAGUGGAUUGAUGAACACGUUCUCGGUAAUGUUGGGAAGGGCUGUGUUUUAGAAGGAGCCCCUGGCAACCUCGACUGUCGUUUAUGGUAUACCUUGGAAGGCCAGCAAUUGCCAAGCGUUAAAUUUUCUCCCUUCUGUGAUGGUGAGGUUUUGAAGAGCCUCAACGAAGCCAUUGAAAAAUCUUUAGUUGGCCAAACUAUUAACGGUGACCUUACAAGAACAACAUACGCAGAAUGCCAAUUUUGCUGUGUUCUUACAGCAUCAUCGGUGCUGUCUGAAUUAUCAGAACUUAUGGAAUAUUGUGAAUAUAUUCCAGAUAACAAUUGCAUAAGCCAAAGAAAAAAGUGCUUGGUUUUAGGCUUCCCACUGUUUUAUGAUGAAGAAAGUAAGUCUGGCUUGGAAGUUAAAAACGUGGAGUCAGCAUCUCUCUUGACUUUUAGCUGUUCUUUACUACACGACGGAGAACCCAAGUAUCAGCUGCAUUUUUUAGAAUGCCUCUUGGGUGCAUUUCCUCAGCUUCAAAAAGGAGAUGCCUUGGUUUUGCCCGUUCUUUCCUGCCUCACACGCUUUAUGGCUGGCUUAGUCUUCAUCUUGCAGAACUGUUUCCAGCAUGUUUCCUUUGCUUGCUCCACAUCAUCUCAGCCUCUAAGGACCAAUGCUGUCUUGCUCUGUGCUGGAUACCAAGGUCUUCCAGACUCAGUUUUCCAAUACUUGCAACAGCUAAAUAAACUUAUGAGGACCCUACUCGACUCCAAGUCCCCCCAGCAGGUCUUACAGUUUGUUCCUAUGGAGAAUCUGCUGAAAGGAUUGCUGAUGGAGUUCCUGUGGGACCUCAAUACUGCUAUUGCAAAAAGACAGUUGCAUUUGAUUGUACAAAUUGAACAGCAGAAUAUGACAUGAGGAGAUUACAGCUUUUUCUAGUUUGGCUAGUUAGGCAUAUAUAUUUUUUAACUAUAGAGAACAUGUUUUAGCUUUUGCUGAAAGAUGCCUCGUGAAUUGUUGAGGGAGAGGCGAAUAUACAGUCUAGGCAGGAGUGGGUAAUCCAUGGACCCUGAAGCACUGUUAUAUUACAUCUCUCAGCUGCCCCAGCCAGCCUGGUCAAUAGUAGGGAUAUCCCUGGGAAUUGAUGAGGCAAUAACUGGAGCACCAUAAAUACCCUACUUUUCAUUUGUUGUAUUAGGAGCCCUGGUGACACAGUAGUUAGAAUGCAGUAUCGCAGGCAAACUCUGCCGACAGGCUGAAGUUCAAUCCUGUUGGAGCUCAAGGUUGACUCAGCCUUUCCUCCUUCUGAGGCCUGUAAAAUGAGGACCCAGAUUGUUGAGGGUAAUAUGCAAAUAGUGCUUCUACAGCAUAAACUGCCCAGAAUGUGCUGUAAAGCACUACAUAGGGUGGUGUGUGUGCUAUUGCUAGUAGAACUUCUGUUGGUAAUCCAGCUUUCUCCAAUAUAGUGUUUUCCAUGUGUGUUGGAAUGAGAAGUCUCCCUACAAGAGGCCAUGCUGACUGGGACAUCUGACCGGCAGCCAUAGCAUUUAUGGAAGAUGGUUAGGAAUGAUUGCCUUGACAGACUUUGUUCAAGCCUGCUUUUAUGGCACUCUCAUGUCAGUGAGAACCUCUGGUUGCAGAGAACAUACAAACUGGGCACCCAUUAGAGGGAACCAGCUAGGUAUGUUAAAUAGACCAAAGCCUUGCUAUGUGAGCAAGUAUCAUACAUUAAAGUUUCACUUUAAGUAAACUAAGCAGCUAUUUCAGAAUACAGAGUUUUGUGUAAGCAGCACUAAAUAUCACAUUCCAUUAAUAGAGUAAAUCCAAGGAAGAUUACAAGGUCCACUUAAAGUAAGCCCCUAAACAUCAACCCGGUGUCUUUUUUUUUCCCCCACAUGAUGUGGCAACUAUGGAACAUGGUUGAUGUGGCUGUGUUUGCAUGCUGGUAAGAAUUCACUCCCGGGUCUGUGUAUGGCUCAUUAAUGAAACACUUGUCAUAUAUCUGUGCAGGCUUCAGUGGCUGCCAUUUUGGAUGUUGGAAAGGUUGCUGUGUAAGUGUGUUGUAGACUGUGAAAACUGAUUUCUCGGAUAUCCAAGGCAGUGAUGGCAAAAGGCAAAUUGUGGCUAAAGAGCUGAGCACAACAGUACAGGUAGUUCUCGACUUUAACGGCCACAAUUGAGGCCAAAAUUUAUGUUGCUAAGUGAGAAAUUUGUUAAGCAAGUUUUGCUCCACCUUACAACUUUUCUUUGCCAUAUUUGUUAAGUGGAUCACUUCAGAUGUUAAAUUAGUAACACGGUUGUUAAGUGAAUCUGGCUUCCCCAUUGACUUGACUUUGACAGAAGGUCGCAAAAGUUGAUCACAUGACCU